Messenger RNA from Haliotis rufescens (red abalone), 996 nucleotides. RefSeq lists its product as uncharacterized. The record is from RefSeq and is a predicted model, not a curated record. The transcript is spliced from 5 exons. The coding region runs from base 57 to 779 and encodes 240 amino acids. Lineage: Eukaryota; Metazoa; Mollusca; Gastropoda; Lepetellida; Haliotidae.
UUCUUCAUUCAGUUGUUGACCAGUUCUCCCUGACGAAACGACGACAAAUCGACAGAAUGAUGAAGAUCAUUAUUAUUGCCCUCGGCAUUUCCUCCUGUCUGGGUGCAGCGUUAAAUAACCACGUUAUCGCAAAACGCCAGGCGGAUCAUCAGGGGCAACAAUUCGGUGUCCAAAUACCAAAUCUCCCUUUCAAUUUGCCUCCAAAUUUCCCCUUUCACAAUCCCUCAUUUCAAACCCCCAUCAACCCCAUCAACCCCUUCAACCCCCAAGGAGGGAUCUACGACCAGCUUGAUAGACACUUUCUGCCUGCCAACCACAAGUGUGUCAAGCCGUACAACCUCAGCGUAGAACUCGGCCCUCUGUCUGACAGUGCUGAAGGAUAUCCCUUUGACGCUAUCAACCUGGAGAGAUCUCAGCGUCCAGACCUAGCUUUCUACCUUCCCCCAGCGCUCACGGAAGUUACUGAUGGGGUCUAUGCAGUUGACAACAGUUUUUCCUGCCCAACCACAAGGAAGAGGAUGAGGAGUUUCGCCAGAUAUGAAGGACGCUGCUGGGUUCUGUCUGACUUGCAGGAAAUUGACUAUGGCUACUGCUCCAACAACUACUGCAGCAACCACUACGACAGCUCCUUCUACGCCAGGAACAUGUGCAUGGAGCAGUUUGAUACUCUCUACGUCUGGGUCUACUGCGACAACUUUCAGGUCCCCAACCUACGUAUCAGGCAGGAAGCCGUUCGAGUUCCUAAGUUCUGCUCUUGCAAGAAUAUGAAAUGUAUUUAGAUUGUAUCAACUUUGAAGCAAUACUCACUCAUGUCAUUAAAGAUAUAUGUUAGUUUAUAAUACAUUGCUUUCACCAACCUUGUGUUACACAAACAUGUAACUCCUUAGUUUUUAAGUAUUAUUAUUUUUAUUUUCAUACACGAAAAUCUAAUUAUAACCAGCUCAAUAUUUUUAUAUAAAUAUAUUUUUUCUUUUGCUACAUUACAUACAAUUCGAA